Molecule: messenger RNA, 2232 nt
Organism: Mycena indigotica
Lineage: Eukaryota; Fungi; Basidiomycota; Agaricomycetes; Agaricales; Mycenaceae
Product: Zn(2)-C6 fungal-type domain-containing protein
Exons: 13
Coding region: 1-2232 (743 amino acids)
Biological process (GO): regulation of DNA-templated transcription; DNA-templated transcription
Molecular function (GO): DNA-binding transcription factor activity, RNA polymerase II-specific; zinc ion binding; DNA binding
Source: RefSeq, a predicted model, not a curated record
AUGUACGAUGCGACUCCCCCACAAGUCAACACUGAACGCGUACUUCUAGGUGACGGAGAGGAGCCAUGCUCCCGCUGCUUGAAGUACGACUUCACCUGCUCAUACGAGGAGAAAGCUGCAAAACGAACGUCAAGCAACUACGUGAAAUCAUUGGAAUCACGACUUAGAACCGUCGAAUCCCUGCUACAACAGCAACAAUCUCAGCCACCUGCCCUUCCUCCCCCACCAAAACCGUCAGACUACAAGAAAUCCAUUGGUCCUGGGGUGCAGGUUGUCACCGAAGUGAUUAGAAACCUCAAUAGUCCCUUUCCGGUUCCCCAUUCCGAUGACCUUGCUUUCACCGACAUCUCUCACAAGCUUAGCCACCUCAAAAUAUCCAAAGGGUUCCACGGGAAGUCGAGCCAAGCGAUGUUGGUCAAGUCUAUUAUGGAUUUGAAAGGCUGUGGCCAGGGGUGCGCGCCGAGGCGUCAAGUAUCUGAAAAGCCUUGGGCAAUGAGACCAUGGAAUUCAUACAACCCGGCGAAACCAUACAUAUUUCCGGAAGACAACCUCCUUGUCAGCCUCGUCACCUUAUACUUUGUGAAUGUCAAUAGCUUUUAUCCGCUGCUCCAUCGCGACACGUUUGAACAAAGCAUCGCAAGAGGUGGUCAUCUAAAAGACGACGUAGAAUUUGGAGCAGUCGUGUUACUAGUCUGUGCCCUUGGAGCUCAGUACUCUUCUGAUCCUCGCGUGCGAGGCCUGCCGCCAACUUCACCCAAUGGCCAUAUUUGGUUCGACCAAGUUGAUCUUGUGGUCUUCAGCCAGCCAACGCUGUCCACGUUACAGUCCUAUUGUCUUGCUACUCUGUAUCUUGAGCGGACAUCCAGCCCUCGCGCUUGUUGGUCUGUCGUCGGGGCAGGUAUGCGUCUUGCGCAAGACAUGGGUUCCCACAGGGAACGCAUGCAUCGCGGUCCGAUUUCUCCUGAAAUGGAACUGGAGAAGCGAGCUUAUUGGCUCCUUACCCUAAUGGACACACGAUUCAGUGCUGCUCUCGGGCGGUCAAUCGCCAUUCCACUUCACGAAACGGAUCUCGGUCUUCCUAUCCGAUGCGAUGACCAGUACUGGACGGAGGGAGGCUUUGCGCAACCGCCUGAGCUUCCCUCUUCCGUGGAUUUCUUCAUAUUGGAUCUUAAACUCCAGAGGAUACUGUCGUACACGCUCAAGAUAUUGUAUACAACAAACCGAAAUAAACGGCUAAUAGGGCUUAACGAUGAUGAUUGGGAGGAGCCGCUCGUUGUCGAAUUUGAUUCUGCACUCAACUCGUGGUUUGACUCGAUUCCGGAGCAUCUUCGCUGGAACCCUCAGGAGUCUGUCGAUCCAAACGCGCUAUUCCUCGAUCAGUCAGCGGCUCUCUACUGCAUGUUUUAUUUCGCCCAAAUCCUCAUCCAUCGGCCAUUCAUCCCAGCAUCGCAUCAUGCCAAAGGACCUGGCGCUAAACCGAGAACUUUCCCCUCGCUUUCGGUUUGUAACAAUGCUGGUCGAGCAAUUGCUCGUCUCGUCGAUGUCUAUACCAGACUUCGUCCCGGACACCCACUCAUCUGUGGCCCCACUCCUGCCUUUACGGCGGGAGUUGGGCUUCUGCUCAAUGUCUGGGGCAUGGCACGCAAUACCAAACAGACCUCUGGAUCCGUCGUUGCCAAGGGCGGCUCAAGCGACCAGCAAAUGCUUGACCUCAUCGAUGUUCGCCGUUGUUUGGAAGCUCUUGAGGCUCAUGCAGCUCAAUGGCCAAGCGCUGCACCAUUAGCAGACACACUUCAGCAACUGCUGAAUGUUGAUAUCGAAAACGCUGUCACCGCCGCUUUUCCGUACCCCCCGCCCUCAGGCCCCACUCAAAUAGGUCGAAGCGCCUCGCCGUCCCCAUUUUCCGGACCAGCAGUCGACAGUCAGAUGGUCAACGACGCUGUUGCGCAGUGGUCAAACUCAAAUUCCGACCACACUCAUUCCGGUUUCACGCCAUCACAGCCUGUCGACGAGGUAGAGCUGAUGCUGCAAUACUCGUUUGGCCCCGGGGAGGAGCAGGCACACCAGCAACCUACAUCCAGCUCUUCCUAUGCCGACCUUUUCGCUAUGGACGUUGAUAUGAACACGGUCGCCUUUUGGUCGCAGGCGCCGAGCACCUUUGAAGUGUCGGACUGGGGCAUGUAUUUAGAGGCGAUGGGGAAUGCGAUAGACCACGUAUCUACUGAGUACUAG